AUGUCUGCCGAAGCACCAAAGACCGUUGAGGCGCCUGUCGUUGCUCCUACCAGCGUCGAGGCUCCUUUCACCGAGACUCCAGCAGUUGUAAAGCCAACAGAGACAGAAGCCGUCGCUGAGCCAUCGACGGAAACUCCAGCCGUCACUGAGUUGGCACCAGCAGAAGAAGUUGCUGCGCCAGCAAAGGAGGAAGUCAAGCCAGUUGAGGAGGGUGUUCUUGGAUACAAGGGACCUGGUCUUCUCAAGAGCUUCAUUUUCCAGAAGAAGUUCUUCUGGUUUGGUACCGAUGCCGUGGAGACAAAGGCGCUCUCCAGCUACCUAAGAGGCGAGAAGGAUACCGCAGCUGCCAACCACAACGCUGCAUGGGCGUCCCACACCGGCAAAGGUCUCCUUUUCUUCAGCAAAAAGGCCACCGACAAGGCCAGCCCAGCCGGUCUUUUCAACCUGUCUGAUGUUGCCGACAUCGCUGAGGAGGGUCACGAAUUCCACUUCGUCUCUGGAGGCCACAAGCACACUUUCCAAGCCUCGUCUGUUUCUGAGCGUGAAAACUGGGUCGCUGUUUUGAAGUCAAAGGUCGAGGAGGCCAAGACUUUGGGAGAGACCGUCAAGGACACCGAGGAGUACAAGAAAAGCCACACUGCUUUGACCCCAGCUGUUGCCGCUCCAGUUGUCGCUGCAGCAAAGAAGGUCGGAGAGCCAAAGACAGAAGAGCCUGUUGCUGAGGCCGUCAAGGAGGAGAAGAAAGAAGAAAAGAAGGAGAUCAAGGAAGAAAAGAAGGAGAUCAAGGAAGAAAAGAAGGAGGAGAAGAAGGCCCGCAAGAGCCGCUCCGCUUCCCGCAAACGAGCAUCCAUCUUUGGUGGUUUCGGAAAGAAGGACACCAAGGAAGAGAAGGUUGAGGCCAAGGAGGAAGCCGCUUCAUCUUCAGUCCCAGCCGUCGAGGAGCCUGUCGUCGCUCCAGUUGAGCCAACUCCUGUUGCAGAGACCCCUGCUGUUAUUGAGCCAAUCGCUCCAGUCGUCGCUGAAGAGCCAACAACCGCAACUGAGGCCACCCCAAAGCCAACUCCUUCCAAGCGUAACAGCAUCUUCGGUACUCUCAAGUCUCAAUUCUCCAACACCAAGGAGAAGAAGACACCUGAGGCACCAAUCGUCCCAGCAAAGGACACCGAGACUGAGCCAGUCAGUGAGACCGCUCCAGUCAUUCCCCAGGUCGAGUCCACCGAGCCUCUCCCAACCACUGUUGCCACCCCAGAGGUUACCCCAGCCGAGCCUGUCGCACCUAUCACCAAUGGAGAGACCAAGACCGCCGAGACUCCAGUGACAAAGACUGACAAGCGCAAGAGCUCCCUCCCAUGGUUGAGCAAGAAAGAGAAGCCAACCAGUGAUGAUGACACUGAGAAGCCAAAGUCUCCAUUCGCCAAGCUCCGUGCCACCGUCAAGGGCAAGUCGUCCCCUAAGGCUGAGAAGACCCCAGAGGUUAAGCCAGAAGAGACCAAGAAGGAUGAGGAGACCGUCCCAACCGUUGCCUCCACCGAGGAGCCAGUCGUCGCAGCUCCUGUCCCAGCCGUCCCAGCUACCACUCCUCAAGUCACCGCAUCCGCCUAA
Messenger RNA from Glarea lozoyensis ATCC 20868, 1602 nucleotides. Its product is annotated as PH. The record is from RefSeq and is a predicted model, not a curated record. Bases 1 to 1602 code for a protein of 533 amino acids. Lineage: Eukaryota; Fungi; Ascomycota; Leotiomycetes; Helotiales; Helotiaceae. The transcript has 3 exons.